Linum tenue is the source of this 2260-nucleotide messenger RNA. Lineage: Eukaryota; Viridiplantae; Streptophyta; Magnoliopsida; Malpighiales; Linaceae. The record is from the annotation of a GenBank genome assembly.
GGGGAUUCGGUGGCCUCCCUGCCAGAAAAAUAUAUACAUGGAAAAGUUGCAAAAUUUCCCCCGCAGGGGAGCUGUGUCUGUGUGGUCUGUCUGCAGUCUGCACUGCAUUUAUCGCCGACAAUCCUCUCGUCCCCGUCUCCGGCUCUCUCUCAGGUGAACCCUGGAUUAAUGUUUUCUUCUCUCUAAACCCUUAAGCCGAUAUUCCAACUUCUCAUAAUCUCAGUUGAAUUCAAUUCCCUCCUCUCAUCCCCAUACCUAAGGACUUCCCGCGAAAAAGAAAAUGCCUUUCGCUUUCACUUUCCUCCAAUCCGAUCCACGUUUUGCAUCGCUAAAUAUGCAGACUUUUAAGCAGUGUUUACGUUGAUUACAACUGGCUCAUGGAGUUCCAAUACAAUCCUUGUGGUUUCUGUUUCAAUUCCUCCUGCCCGCUCUUCAUAAAGCGGAAAUCUUUUCCCUUUUGGUUAGUUGGAGUUAGGGUUUGGAUGUGUUCGUUUUGAUUGCUGGACGGGAUUCGAAGUUACAUCCGCUACUUGGGUUUGCUUUGCUGUUAGUUUCUCUUUGUGUGGAGCUGGUUAGAACGGAAAAUGUAUGGUAGAGCUGGUCUAGAGCGAUUCAAGAAAGCUCAAUCCUCCGAACCAUUUUCAGUCUCAGUGAGCUCAGCCCCCAAACCCACCAAAGCUCAGACCUUGCAGUCUUCUUCUUCUUCCUCUGCGACCAACUCUUCAGUUCGAUGUCUGCAAACAAAUGUUGCUCAAAAGCCUGCUGUGCCAGAGGCAGGGCCAUUGGCAGGUCUUGCUGCUCAGCAGCAGAUUCAGGUUGGAGGUGGGCAGUCUACUUGGCAGCCACCGGACUGGGCGAUCGAGCCUCGGUCGGGGGUUUAUUAUCUCGAAGUGUUGAAGGAUGGCGAGGUUAUGGACCGGAUUAAUCUCGAUAAGAGGAGGCAAAUAUUUGGAAGGCAAUCCAUUACUUGUGAUUUUGUGCUUGACCAUCAGUCUGUGUCUCGUCAACAUGCUGCUGUUGUCCCUCACAAAAGUGGAAGCAUCUAUGUAAUUGAUUUGGGAUCUGCUCAUGGCACAUUCGUUGCAAAUGAGAGGUUGACAAAAGACACACCUAUGGAGCUCGAAGUUGGGCAGUCCUUGCGCUUUGCUGCUUCAACUAGAACCUAUGUUCUAAGAAAGAAUGAUGCAGCUUUAUUCACAAGCCUCCCACCUCCUACAGAGAUCAUCUUACCACCAUCCCCCGAUCUAAACGACGAAGAAGCAGUUGUAAAUUACAACACUCAGAUAAAUCGUUAUGGUCUGGAAAAGCUUUCUGAGCUCCCAGACUUCAAACCUAGUAGUCAUCUAAUCAGAAAAAAAUGCGACAGCCAGCAGCAGUCUGAGAGAGAUGCAAAGAGGAGAAAGAAAGCAAGAGUUGUGUUCAAAGAUCACGUUGGUGGUGAGCUGGUAGAGGUUGUUGGGUUUUCAGAUGGUGUAGAUGUAGGGACGGAGUCUGGACCGAUUGGGGUCAAAGAAGGAAGUCUCGUGGGGAGAUACGAAUCUCUUGUGCAGAGUGUGGUCAUACCAAAAGGGAAAGAAGUGUCUUCUUCAUCAUCAAAGGAGAGUAGUGGUCUUUUGCAGCAAGGGGUUACUAACAAGCUGCAAGAAGUGUUGACUAAGGUCAAAACAGCUCCAGCUCAGCAGAAGGGGUUGUAUGACAGCCUUUAUGACGAGUCGUUUUCUGGCAAACUAGGUUCAUCUUGGGCGAGUUCUUCUGUCAAAGAUGGUCAGGCAAAGGCUAGCAGUGGUUCGAGUGAAAACUCUCGGAGUAAGUUGAGCUCGUAUGAUGAUGAUGAAGAUGAUUUGUUUGGAGACUAAUCAAGGGAAUCCAUCUAGAGGUAUGUUUUAGCUUACUUUUUAUAUUUGAACUGAAGAGGAGUGUGAGAGAUUGAUUGUUUUAGCAAUUGUUGUGAAGCUGAAGCAGCCUUCAGACCCCGGGCUCUUUUGUACAUGGGGAAACUUUUGGUUGUAGGUUCAUCAUGGGCAAGCUUUUGUUUGUAAUUUGGGGUAUGAUGUACUUUGAAGGUUUAAUUCAAGCUCUGGUGCAUUUCUCAGAGGAAAGGAAUGAGAUCAAAUUGUGCCACUUCUGAUUGGUUUUAGCUAUAUAUAGAACUCCAUUCUAAGUAACCUGAUGUACUUUUGAUCAUAUUCUGUUCCUCAUCUUUCUGCUAUUUCGAUCUAGUUCUUAUAUCGAAUAAUUUUGCUAUUCUCAGUCCAGUCCU